Molecule: messenger RNA, 885 nt
Organism: Penicillium waksmanii
Lineage: Eukaryota; Fungi; Ascomycota; Eurotiomycetes; Eurotiales; Aspergillaceae
Product: putative transcription initiation factor TFIID, 31kD subunit
Exons: 1
Coding region: 1-885 (294 amino acids)
Biological process (GO): DNA-templated transcription initiation; RNA polymerase II preinitiation complex assembly
Cellular component (GO): transcription factor TFIID complex; SAGA complex
Molecular function (GO): RNA polymerase II general transcription initiation factor activity; transcription coactivator activity; protein heterodimerization activity
Source: RefSeq, a predicted model, not a curated record
AUGGCAUCUCCCAGCCAAACCCAAGGCUCUGCGCCAGCCACUCAACCCAUCACACCACCGGCUGAAUCAUCCUCAGCAGCCAACGGCGUAUCUGCCCCCGCCGCGACCACCUCCGCUCAAGCAUCUAGCACCGUGCCAGCAACAGCACCCACUACCUCAACAACACAGCUACCGCAAACCCCCGGCACAUCUCUUCAAGAUAGCGGCAAAUCGCGACGCCCGCGUGAUGUGCGACUCGUGCACAUGCUCCUCGCCUCGCUCGGCGUAACAGCAUAUCAAGACCGCGUCCCCCUCCAACUCCUCGAUUUCGCAUACCGCUACACCUCCAAUGUGCUCACAGAUGCAGUGCACCUCGCCACAGAAGGAUAUGCUGGUGCCGUGGGAGAUACCGGGGCUACAGGGAAGGCAGCUGCGUCCACGGAGACGAGCGGUGUGUCAUUGCCAGCUCUGCGACUGAGCAUUGCGUCGCGUUUGCAUUACCAGUUCCAGACCGGUCUACCCAAAGAGUUCUUGAUGGAGGUUGCGUCUGAGAGAAACCGUAUUGCUCUUCCGGGUGUCAACCGAGGCUUCGAUCCUGCCGCGGCUGGCCCCAACGGCGCGCCUCCCGGUGCCUCCAACCAGAGCGUGUUGGUUGGAGGUAUGCGCUUACCGCCCGAGCGAUUCUGUCUUACGGGUACUGGGUGGAAUAUGAAGGAUGAGUGGGAUAGCGAAGGCGAAGAGGAUAUGCCCGAUGCGUCGCAGAAGGCUGGAUCAGGGCCGGCUGCUGGGGGCGAGGAAGACGAAGAGAGGGGGAUGAUGACGAUGGCGAUGGAAAGAUGGAGGACAUCUUUGGCGAGGAUACUGCCAUGGGAGAGGCUGGCGAUGGAGAUGAGGAUCAGAAGAUGA